Colletotrichum destructivum is the source of this 1800-nucleotide messenger RNA. Its product is annotated as Putative cytochrome P450. Lineage: Eukaryota; Fungi; Ascomycota; Sordariomycetes; Glomerellales; Glomerellaceae. The record is from RefSeq and is a predicted model, not a curated record. The coding region runs from base 1 to 1800 and encodes 599 amino acids. The transcript is spliced from 2 exons. Gene Ontology annotation, molecular function: oxidoreductase activity, acting on paired donors, with incorporation or reduction of molecular oxygen; monooxygenase activity; heme binding.
AUGACGACUGCCGACGCCAUAGAACCAGUGGUGUUCCAGCUGGGAGUUCUGCAAAUCCCGGACACGACGCAGCGAAUUUUUGGCAUUGUAGCCGCAGCUGUUGCCGUUGCGCUCUACGCUCUAUAUCAAUAUUUCCUCCCUAAGCCCAUUGCGGGAAUCCCCUACAACCCGGCCGCCACUCAGUCCAUGCUCGGUGACAUCCCAGCGAUGCUUAAGGAGUCCAACGGGAGUCCUCUGCGGUGGAUGGCCAAGCAGGCCCAGCGCCAUUCCAGUCCCCUUUUCCAACUCUUCAUCACGCCCUUCUCCAAACCUAUCGUCGUUGUUACCGACUUCCGCGAGGCCCAAGAUAUACUUAUGCGCCGCAAAGAGUUCGACCGCUCCGACUUCUCUAUCGCUUUGCUGGGCGGCGAGUCCCCCAACUUCCAUAUCAACCUGAAGUCGGGACAAGAAUGGAAGAGCCACCGGCGGCUUCUACAGGACUUGAUGACUCCACGCUUCCUCUCUGGGGUUGCCGCACCCAACAUCUACCAGAGCGCGACUAAGCUCAUCGACUUGUGGAAGCAAAAGGCUCGCGUCGCCGACGGACGACCAUUCAGCGCCGAGAAGGAUAUAUAUUACGCCGCGCUCGAUGCCGUUUUGGACUUCGGAUUCGGUGAUAGCUACCCCCAUCGGGCUCUACCUCCCCAGAUCGAGUUGCUUAAGGCGGCGGAAGAGCAGACGGUGCAGCAGUCCCGUGACCUGGCCGCCCCAGGGACUCCGGUUGACUUCCCUGUUGCCCGACCGCACGAGUCCAUCGAAGCUACCUUGGCCAUUGGCGACCUCGUUCAGGAUGUCGCAGAUUCGGGCUUCAUCAAACUUGCUUGGUGGUUGAAAGGUUUCCAGCCGCAUGAGAGGAAGCUCAAAAACAUGAGGACUGAGUUUCUUCGAGAGCAGGCAUCCCACGCUGUGGAAAAGCUCCUGAAGGAAUCCGACGAAGAGAAUGAAUCAUGGGUCAAGUGCGCCGUGGAUCUCAUCGUUCAGCGCGAGCGCUCCUUCGCCAAAAAGGAAGGUCGUGAGCCAGUAUACUGGUCCUUGACCAUGAAGGAUGAACUUCUCGGCUUCGUCGUUGCCGGUCACGAUACUACCAGCACUACUGUCUGCUGGGGCGUCAAGUUUCUGGCCGACAAUCCGCGAACACAGACGAGGCUCCGACAGGAUCUAUGGGACGCCCACGCCGAAGCCCUCGUUGAGAAGCGUGCGCCUACGCAUGAUGAAAUCACAAAAGCCAAGAUUCCGUAUCUCGAUGCUGUCAUUGAAGAAAUCUUGCGGCUUGGUCACACCGUCCCAGUCGUAGAUCGACAGUGCACCCAGGAUACCGUGAUUCUCGGCCACCAUAUCCCAGAGGGUACGCAUGUGUUCAUGCCGAACUUUGGCCCGAGCUUUACCUCGCCACCGACUGAGAUUGACGAGGCACUGCGAGGCGAGACGUCUCAGCUGGCGGCGAAGGAGCGUGGCAUCAGAUCAUGGCCUGUGAACGACAUGGAGGUCUUUCGCCCGGAGAGGUGGCUGAUGCAGGACGAGCAGACAGGCAAUGAGGUUUACAAUGCUACCGCGGGCCCAACCAUUCCGUUCGGUCUGGGCACCAGGGGCUGCUUCGGACGGAAGUUGGCGUAUCUGGAGUUGAGGCUGUUGAUAAGCUUGAUCAUCUGGAACUUUGAGCUGCAGCCCUGCAGUAAAGAGCUGUCAUCGUACGAGCCCAUCGAGGGUAUUACGAGCAAGGCAAAGCAAUGUUACGUCAAAUUGGCCGGGGUAACUGUUUGA